UGUAGGAUGGCCAAUAACCGAACAGUAAACAGCCUCCAUGAGGCGGGUCUUUUGUUACCGAAGUAUCCCGUGUCAUUGAAGCGAGGCGCUUUGUUUUUCUUGCUAAAAAAAGGUCGCGGAAAACAAAAUAUACCAUUUGCAUUUUUAUUAAUCUUUUUGUACCUUCUAUGGGUAAGGUGUCGCUUUGUGAGUGAAACUGAGUUCCGAGGACCGAGCGAUUCUCAAUCUUCAGAUUUUGUUGCAGUUCCAUAUUUUUCUAGUUCUUGGGAGCAGCCGAGAUUGGAAGGCGGAAGGGAAUUCGCAAGGAAGGUGAAAAAAAAGGAACUGAAACUCACAUCGUUUUGGGAUGCUUCUGGAGGGAUUAAAAAGCCGCAGACGGAUUUAAAAUGGCACGCCAAUGUUUCCGAUGUAAUGCAAACGUGGGUGGUUUGCUGUAGACAGAAAAGUACAUAUUUAGAAAAACCAUUCUGAAAUAGUUGCGAACUAUUGAUGGUGUUGGGAUCCAAAAUGGCGACGGGGUGGCCCAUCCCCCCGGCGCUGCUCCUGUGGGUUUUGGGUUCCGUGGGUAUGGACCCUUGCCCAUCCGCUUGCUCUUGCACCGGACAGAUCGGUUCUCCCGGACUGCUGGACUGCAGCCGAAAGAGACUGACCGCAGCCCCUCUGGACCCGCCUGCCUGGGUAUCUCAUGUCAACGUGAACUACAAUGAACUGACAGCAAUUCCUUUCAUGGGAGAAGUGACUUCUAACAUCACGGCUCUAUCCCUGGUUCAUAACCGAAUCACUGACAUGGUUACAGAGCAGCUCCAGCCCUAUGUGUCUCUGGAGUCUUUAGAUCUCAGCUCCAAUGCUGUCUCGGAGAUCAAAGCAGGCUCCUUCCCUCCGAUGCAGCUGAAGUAUCUGAACCUGAGCAACAAUAAAAUCAGUACGCUGGAACCCGGGUGCUUCGACAACAUCUCCAACUCAUUAGUAGUUCUGAAACUGAACCGCAACAGAAUAACAUUUCUCCCACACAAAAUCUUCCGACUGCCUCAGCUACAGUACUUAGAGCUAAAGCGGAAUAAGAUUAAAGUGGUGGACAGUCUCACAUUCCAAGGGCUGGACUCCCUCAAGUCACUGAAGAUUCAGCGCAAUGGCAUCACUAAGCUCAUGGAUGGUGCUUUCUUUGGGUUGAACAACAUGGAAGAACUGGAGCUGGAGCACAAUAACCUGACGGAAGUGAACAAAGGCUGGCUGUACGGGCUGAGAAUGCUGCGGGUGCUGCGCGUUAGCCAGAACGCCAUUCGUGAAAUCAGGCCGGAUGCCUGGGAGUUCUGCCAGAGGCUCGAGGAGCUGGAUUUAUCCUAUAACCAACUGUCUCGCUUGGAGGAGACGGCAUUUUCUGGGCUCAGUUUGCUGGAGACCCUGAAUCUGGCGGAGAACUCGGUCAGUCACCUGGGAGAAGGGGUCUUCAGUGGCCUGUCCAGCUUGCGCACUCUAGACCUACGGAAUAACGAGAUCUCGUGGGCUAUUGAAGAUUCUGUCGGAAUAUUCGUUGGGAUGAAAAAGUUAAAUACAAUAGUGCUGCAGAGGAACAAAAUUAAAUCCAUCACGAAGAAAGCCUUUGAUGGCCUAGAGGCUUUGGAACAUAUUGACUUAAGUAAAAACAGCAUCAUGUCGAUUCACCCUGAAGCAUUUUCCCACCUGAGACUUAAAGAGCUGCUGCUGAACACAAGCAGCUUGCUGUGUGACUGCCAGCUGAAGUGGUUCGGACAGUGGCUGAUUGACAGCGGGUUCCAGCAGUCUGCAACGGCCGUCUGUGCCCACCCUGCCAGCCUGGCAGGCAGGAGUGUGCUCACUGUGAAUCUGGAGGACUUCGUCUGUGAUGAUUUUCCCAAGCCCCAGAUCACGGCGCACCCCGAGACCUCGGUGGUCCUGCGGGGGUCCAACGUGACGCUGAGCUGCACGGCGGCCAGCAGCAGCGACUCGCCCAUGGCCACGGCCUGGAGGAAGGACGGGGAGGUGCUGUACGACGCCGAGGUGCAGAACUUCGCCAGGUACAGGGAGCAGGAGGGAGACGUGGUGGAGUACACCACCGUGCUCCACCUCGUCGGCGUCAACUUCACCGACGAGGGGCGCUACCAGUGCGUCGUCACCAACCACUUCGGCUCCAACUACUCCAACCGGGCCAAGCUCACCGUCAACGAGCUGCCCUCCUUCCUGAAGACGCCGAUGGACCUGACGAUCCGCACGGGCGCGAUGGUCCGCCUGGAGUGCGCUGCCGACGGGCACCCCUCCCCCCAGAUCUCCUGGCAGAAGGACGGCGGCACGGACUUCCCUGCCGCGCGGGAGCGCCGCAUGCACGUCAUGCCUGACGACGACAUCUUCUUCAUCGCCAACGUCAAGACGGAGGACAUGGGCGUGUACAGCUGCACAGCGCAGAACGCGGCCGGGAGCCUGUCUGCUAACGCCACCCUCACGGUGCUGGAAACCCCCUCUUUUGUGAGACCCCUGGAGGACCGGACAGUGGCCCGAGGAGAGACGGCCGUCCUGCAGUGCAUAGCUGGCGGCAGCCCCGCCCCUCGGCUGAACUGGACCAAGGACGACGGCCCGCUCAUCGUUACCGAGCGCCACUUCUUCGCCGCCGCCAAUCAGCUGCUGAUCAUCGUGGACGCCGGCCCCAGCGACGCGGGGAAGUAUACCUGCAUCAUGUCCAACACGCUGGGCACCGAGCGCGGCCACAUCUACCUCAGCGUGGUGCCCUCCCCAAACUGCGACACGGCGGGGGCUGGCGGGUACGACGACGACGGCUGGACCACAGUGGGCAUCGUCAUCAUCGUGGUGGUGUGCUGCGUGGUGGGCACCUCGCUGGUGUGGGUCAUUGUCAUCUACCACAUGAGGAAGAGGAGCGAGGACUACAGCAUCAGCAACACAGACGAGAUGAACUUGCCUGCUGACAUUCCCAGCUACCUCUCCUCCCAAGGCACCCUGUCUGAACCGCAGGAGGGCUACAGCAGCUCUGAAGCUGGAAGUCAUCAGCAGCUGAUGCCUCCCUUGUCAAACGGAUAUGUGCACAAAGGAACAGACGCAGGUGUGUGCUACAUGGACUCGGGGAGUGAGGUGGAGACGGACAUCAAUGCCCUGCUGCAGAACAGGGUGGGCUCUCUCUUCACCGGGAGGAGUACUUUCCACCCUGGAGAGCCCAGGGAGGGCCUGGCAGGGGCACCCACAGGAGGCACUGGGCCUUUAGUCAUCUGCUCUGACUGCUAUGACAAUGCCAACAUCUACUCUCGGACCCGUGAGUACUGUCCCUAUGCCUAUCUGGCUGAAGAUGACCCUCUGGAUAAGACCCUGUCCAACAUCAUGGUGCAGCUUCCCAAAGACCCAUAUCCCAGGCAUGCUCAGCAUGAGGACACAGCACUGGAGAGCCUCAUCAGCCACCCCGACACCUCCGUGUUUGUCACCAGCCAUGACAAGAGACACAGCAUCAAGAACCCGCCCCAGCUCCAUGCCAGUGACACCCAGCCAAGGCCUUACUGGGGACUGAGUGAAGACGCAUCUCUCCUGCCUCGUGUAGAUUUGCCACAGCAGUCGGUCACCAUGCAGGACAAUCCUAGAGGACAGCGGGAGAGCAGGGACAAAGAGGGGGUGGGCGUGACGAAGAGCCCCUCCACAGACCCCACAAACCACAUCUCACACUCACAGGAGCACAGUACUGCCUCCCACAGGACUCCUAACAUACAGGAAUACAAGGCCACUACCUAGAGCACGGGGAUCUCCAGCACGCAGAACAUUUGUUAUGUCUUUUUUUUUGCCUUUUUACCCACUACCUCGAAAGAGACAUUAAUAUCUGCCAAAAAUGCCUAUGUGUAUGUUUACAUUUCAGAUAUGAGCUUUGUCUAUUGUUGUGCUCUUAUUUGUUCAUUUCUAACAGCACUCCCAAGACUGACUAGGAUCAGUGAGUGCAUUCUGCAUCGUCUGUUCUCUUUGCAGGAGGUGUGCACUGCGAUGAAUGUACAUGGGCACUCCAGGUGUAAAAGUUAAUGUUAUUUAUUCAAGACCCAAACAGUGAACCUGCUUCUCACACUCCUUGGACACCGGAAUUGCAAGAAUGUGGAAGAUCCUGCUUUGCCUUUGUUUUCAUGCUGUUACUUAAAGAGAAAAAGCAUUAAUUUUCUUGAGCUGUAGGUAGUAAUUACUAUGGGACCACUAAUUGUGAAAGCAUAAACUACCACCAGAUGCCAGUUUAGCAGAAACCGAAGCUCGCUUCUUUUCAGAUCUUCGACAGUCUUGGUAUCUUGCAUUUUUUUAUUGCAUGCAAACAGCAUUCCAUUCUGGAUUCCUUUUCACUUCACUGGCUAACUCCCUGCUGCAAAUUACUGCCCCAGAGCAGAUAUAGUCUCAUCAUUUUUUUCCUGUUUCGCUUAUUCCAAGUGUUAAUUGUACUGUAAAUACUUUUUCUACCAUGUUAAAUACACAUUGUACAGUUACUGUAGUAUUCAGUGUUUUUAAGAGAAUUCAAAGAAAAUGGUGUAUUGCACAUUUACUAACUGUUGUUAUAUCAGCCAUUAUAAAUGAGCUUUCCUAAGACAAAGGCAGGACCUUAACAAGUAGUCGUGGAAUUGUUCUUCGAGAAGGUUGCUUGGUCACAUCAAAGUGAAUUGUUCUGAAAACUUAGGUCAGAAAGUUAACAGAUUAAAAAGCCAACUAUUUUCUGCAGCUCACUCCUGUAUUGGCUGAUAAAGGAGUGAAAAUCUUUGCCCAAACCUCUCUCUUUUUGGCUAGCCUUUUGUUUCUUGCUUCAGGGUAUUCAUGGUUUAUUUGUCUCCAAAAAGAGCUGCCUGAUGCAAAUGUUUUCUAGCACCGAAGCAAUUAUUUGGUUUUGUCUUUCACUUGGGAAUAUGACCUGUUGUGAGUCUGGGGUACUGAAUUUGGUAUACCAUACUGCAGUGUGUAAGGCUGUACUGUGAAAACCAUUCCAUUGUUUUCAAUUUAAAGGAUCCAGUUCAAAGUACUGGUGUGAAAUAUUUUCGGAUUGAUCUCAAAGAUGUCCCCGUUGGAGACGAUCAUUUGGAAACAGAAGUAUUUGAUUAUUUUAUAUUUAUUCCAUUAUGUUGGAUGAGUUCUUUGUAACCGUUUUUUUCUAUCCAUAUAAGAGCUUGAAAACCAUAUUUGUGAGGUGCUAGCUCAUGAAAUAAUUGGGAAUUUAAGUGAAUCAGGCUUGUAUUCCAUUAAGUAAUAUGAAUUUGCACUUUUUUCAUGGGGGGGAAGAAAGCCCUUUAUUUUAACUCCUGACGCAUUGAAACUGUGAUCAAGCUAUGAUUUGACACAAUUCCUUAAAGCACCUGCAGUUUUUCUAGGUUUUGAAAGUGGUUGGUUUAAUAAGAUAACUUUUUUAAAGACAUGAAAUCAUAAAGAAUUGGACCUUUCCUAUUUUACAAACCUUUCGAAACCAUGUGAGAAUGAAAUGGUGUAAAGAUUUAUUUAGCCACUGUUCUUUUUGAAAGCGGUGGAUAUUAUUAAUAUUUUGGAAGUAUGUAUAGAUUCAGUUAAAUAUCUCUUUUUAACAGUUUCUAACUGUUUUAAAUCUGCCAUUUCGUUCUUUAGAUUUUUGGUCAUUUUGCAGUUUUAUCCUUGAAAGAUUUUGUUCCAUUUCUCAGUGCUAAGUGAGGCACUGAGUGCACUGAGUAAAAACCUCAUAACAGUUUUUAUAGCAUGUUGGUUGGAGACCUCAAUUUUCCAUUCAUGCGGUACACAAAUUAACCUAAUGCAAAGUUAGCUGAAAUUGCACAUUGAAAUUGCACACAUUUGGCCUUAAAUGUUUUCCCUUAUAUUGUAUAAAGAUUACAGUAGGCUGUAUAUUAAUAUUAUGGUACUUAGAUCAAUUUGCCUUCUAUGUAUUGUGUACCAAACAAUUGUCAUUGCUAUUUCAUGAAACCUUGUGGGAUGGUGAUCAUAUUUAACAGAUUUUAAGGUGUAGUUUUCUAAAGAUGCUUUUCCACAGCUCAGUCCUAUAAAACGCAUUGAACAAUAGCAGUGCUGUGGCAUUCGGCUUCUUCUGUGUUUAAUUUACAUCCUCUCCUGAACUGCAUUUGCAAGAGGAUUAGAUCCUGCACUUUUGUCAUACAGCAGUAGCUGUAACUUGUAAGGGAUUCAUUAGGGGACCUGCCUUGUUUUGAGACUCUAAACAUAGAGAUUCUAGGUAUUGGUCUUCGAAAUACUGUGCGUUUUUAUCUUUCUCAUUAUAGAUCAUUUAAGGCAUCUUCAAAAGACCAUAAAAGGGUCUCAAGGACAAGCAUUUUGUCGAUUACACAUGGAGAGAAAUCUAAAAGGCCGAUGACACUUCUUAUCUUCUUACUCUUAUUAUUCUCCUCUGUUGAUUGCAUUUAUACCAAAGUUUAUGCUUUGUUUUGGCAAUAUUCAUAAACUGCUGCCUGUAGCUGUAAUGUUUCAAUUUUCUUUGUAAAAUGUAUUUUUAAUUGUCAAUUAAGUGUACAUUAUGUAAAGCAUGUGUAAAGUACAUUGUUUCUUGAGCUGUAUCUUGUCCAUGGAACAAUAAAUAACAAAUAUCAUCACUGAUUAUUCAGCAUGGGCGUUUUCAGUACAUUUGCAAUCUGCAACACUGUACUAGGAGGCUGUUAUAUUUCAAAUACAGAAAAAUAUUUUUUCUGGAAUAGACGCUUUAAUAAAAAAUAUAGGCUUUUA
Messenger RNA from Lepisosteus oculatus (spotted gar), 6681 nucleotides. RefSeq names its product leucine-rich repeats and immunoglobulin-like domains 2 (gene lrig2). NCBI's taxonomy places the organism in Eukaryota, Metazoa, Chordata, Actinopteri, Semionotiformes, Lepisosteidae. The record is from RefSeq and is a predicted model, not a curated record. Gene Ontology annotation, molecular function: protein binding.